Cinclus cinclus is the source of this 1729-nucleotide messenger RNA. RefSeq names its product caveolae associated protein 1 (gene CAVIN1). The transcript has 2 exons. Gene Ontology annotation, cellular component: cytoplasm; caveola. Lineage: Eukaryota; Metazoa; Chordata; Aves; Passeriformes; Cinclidae. Gene Ontology annotation, molecular function: rRNA primary transcript binding. The record is from RefSeq and is a predicted model, not a curated record. Gene Ontology annotation, biological process: termination of RNA polymerase I transcription; transcription initiation at RNA polymerase I promoter. The coding region runs from base 1 to 1086 and encodes 361 amino acids.
AUGGAGGACACCACCUUGCAAAUCAUCGAGCCACCCACUGUUUCUGAGACCUCGGAGGAGCAAGCGCCCGAGGAGCCCAUCAAAACAGACCAGAUCAACGGCGUGAUGGUGCUGACCCUUCUGGACAAGAUCAUCGGAGCGGUGGAUCAGAUCCAGCUGACCCAAACACAGCUGGAGGAGAGACAGCAAGAGAUGGAUAGCGCAGUGACCAGCAUCCAGGGAGAGCUGACCAAGCUGACCAAGGCACACACCACCACCAGCAACACUGUCAACAAAAUGCUGGAGAAAGUGCGCAAGGUGAGCGUCAACGUGAAAACAGUGCGGCAGAACCUGGAGAAGCAAGCCGGGCAGAUCAAGAAGCUGGAGGCCAAUGAAGCGGAGCUCCUGAAACGCAGGAACUUUAAAGUCAUGAUCUAUCAGGAUGAAGUGAAGCUCCCGUCUAAACUGAGCAUUAGCAAGUCCCUAAAGGAAGGUGAAAAGCUGGAGAAGGAAGGCGAGGGUGAGGAGGUCCCUGUGGGUGAGGACCAUGCAGAGGAGGACCACAUCCAGCUCUCCUCAGAUGAGGAGGUGGAGAUUGAGGAGAUUAUCGAAGAGUCACGGGCAGAACGCAUCAAAAGGAGCGGCAUGAAAAGGGUGGAUGACUUUAAGAAGGCAUUCUCAAAGGAGAAGAUGGAAAAGACAAAGCUAAAGACCAAGGAAAACCUGGAGAAGACCCGCCACAACUUGGAGAAGACCCGCCACAACCUGGAGAAGAGGAUGAACAAACUGGGCACUAAAAUUGUGACUAACGAAAGGAGAGAGAAGAUGAAGAGCUCUCGGGACAAGCUGAGGAAGUCUUUCACCCCUGACCACACCAUCUAUGCCAGGUCCAAGACAGCCGUCUACAAAGUGCCACCCUUCACUUUCCAUGUCAAGAAAAUAAGAGAGGGUGAGGUGGAGGUGAAAGCCACAGAGCUGGUGGAGGUUGGUGGAGAGGAAGGAGAAAAUUCAGAUCUGAUGCGUGGGGAGAGCCCUGACAUGCACACACUGCUGGAGAUCACGGAGGAGACUGACGCGGUACUGGUAGACAAGAGUGACAGCGAGUAGGACAGACUGCAGAGCACAAGGGUUGUGGACAACAGCUGAACACAUUAUCACUCAGAUUUCGAGCUCUCCCUGCCCUGGAGCCCCAGGGAAGUGUACACGAUGCAUCCUUCUUACCCUGCAGAGCCGACGCUGAUCCCCUGCCUGCUUGUACAAGGUGUAUUUUAUAUUUUAGUUUUAGCACAGAUACAUUAGGAACACGGAACUGUUUUUCUUACACUACUAAAUCAUCCUUGGAGACCAUUCCUGCUGCAGCCUUCUUGCCCUGCACCUGAAGAUGGGCUUUGAGUGACAGAGCCCUGACUGAGCUGGAGAGUGCUGACCCCAAGACAGUGGCUGUACAGCUGAAAGUUCAAGAGUCCUCCAUAAGAUAAACCUGGUGUCAAGAAAGCUUCCUGCAAGUAGCCCACCAGCUCACACCACCCAGCCCCCUGUGCCAGGCUGCACAGCAAGAAGACUCCCAGCACCCAAACCAGCUGCUCCUUUCGGGGGACCAGAGGAACUGGGAUGCAGUUGGUGCAUGGGAGGGAAGAGCUGAGCAAGUCCUGUUGAUGGGCAGUGCAUGGCAAAGCUGAGCUGAUGUGGGACAGGUGGGGCUGCUCCUCUCUGCCCUCCCAAGGACUGGGUGAGCUUUGCACAAAGCCAC